AUGAACGAGAAUAUAUCGGUUAGCGUAAGAGCUAGACCAUUUAAUGAGAAAGAAGUUAAAGAUAAAGAACAUUGCCUUUGGCAAUUUGGAAAUAAUAAUACAAUUACAUCAUUACCACCACCAAUUACACAGCCAGUUUCUUCUUUACCACCAAUUUCAACACCAAUAAAAUCAUCAUCAUCAUCAUCAACAUCAACAUCAGCAGGAUCAUUAAAAACACCAUUAAAAACACCAUUAAAAACACCAUUAAAAACACCAUUAAAAACAAAUAGCACCACUACCAAUACAACAGUACCAGCAUCACCAGCACCAACAUCUUCAUUAACAUCAAAAUUUGUAUCAAAUUCAUAUACAUAUGAUCAUCUUUUUCCACCAACAUGUGAUAAUUAUGAAGUGUAUGAUACGGUUGCAAGAGAAUUAGUAAAGAGUGCAAUGGAGGGUUAUAAUGCAUCGAUUAUGGCAUAUGGUAUCACUAGUAGUGGUAAAACCUUUACAAUGACAGGUAGCGGUAAGAAGAAUCCUGGUAUUAUUCCUCUAUCAAUUCAGGAUAUUUUCACGUAUAUUCAAGAGUGCAAAGAGCGUGAAUUCCUUCUCAGAGUAUCCUAUUUAGAGAUUUACAAUGAGACUGUAAACGAUUUGUUGGGUGUGAAUCAAGAGAAUUUCAAUUUAAAAAUACACGAACAUCCAGUCACAGGUGUUUACGUCGCCGGUUUAAAAGAAGAGAUCGUUUUAUCGGUUGAACAUGUACUCUCAUUAAUAUCAGCAGGUGAAGCACAUAGACAUGUCGGUAGUACAUCAUACAAUUUACAAUCAUCACGUAGUCAUACCAUUUUCAAAAUGAUCAUUGAAAGUAAAGAGGUUUUACCAGAGGGGAGUGGUAGUGGUGGUCUAGAAUCACCCGUUAGAUAUAGUACAUUGAAUUUAAUAGAUUUAGCAGGUUCAGAGAAAGCAUCAGAGUCAACAAUUAGCGCAAUUAGAAAUAAAGAAGGUUCAUAUAUUAAUAAAUCAUUAUUGACACUUGGUACUGUGAUUUCAAAGUUAUCAGAGAAAGAUACUGGUUAUAUACCGUAUCGUGAUUCUAAAUUAACUAGAGUCUUGCAAAAUUCAUUAAGUGGUAAUUCUAGAGUUGCAAUCAUAUGUACGAUCACAUUAGCAUCAAACAAUUUCGAAGAGUCUCACAAUACAUUAAAAUUUGCAAGUAGAGCUAAAAAGAUAUCAAACAAUGCCAAGGUUAAUGAAAUUCUUGAUGAUAAAGCAUUAUUAAAACAAUAUAGAAAUGAAAUUGCUGAAUUAAAAUCAAAAUUAUCAGAUGCAUUAUCAACUGAAAAAGAAUUACAAGAGACUCUAACUGAAAAAGAAAAAAUGAAAAUAACCAAUCAAGAAUUGUUACAUAAAUUAGUUGAUGCUGAAAAACAUAGAUCAUUAUUAGAAUCAAAGAUUAAUAAUUUAAAUAAAUUAAUUUUAGUUUCAACUUCUGUUAAUAAUUCAGCUUCAAAAGGUGGUAGUGGUAGUGGUAAUGGUAAUGGUAGUAGAUCAACAUUUGUUUCACCAAGUCAAAAUAGUCAUCAUCAUCAUGGAGAUUUAGGUAGUAUUACACCAAAUUCAUUUAGUAAUUUAUUACUUCAAUCACCAAGUCAAAAUAACAACAACAAUUCACAUAUUUCACCAUUAUCACAAUCGACAAGUUCUUUAACAAUUGGUGGUGGUAGUGGCAAUGGUUUUGAAAGUAAUGAACUCAUUCAAAUUCAAAGUAAAAUGGCAAAAUUAGAAUUAGAACUUGAAGAAAAGAAUAAAAAGAUUGAUUUCCUAACAUCAUUUAAUCAAGAUAGUGCAUUAGAGAAAAUUAAACAAUUAGAAGGUGAAUUGGUACAACGUGAUAUGGAUUUGGGUUUAUAUCAAAGAGAAUCAACUCGUCUUCAAACUUUACUCUCUCAUAAAGAUGAGAAAAUUAGUUCUUUAGAAUCUAAAUUACGUGAUAUUUUAUUAAAAUUUAAACAAAUUGAUUCUGAAAAUACUUCAUUAAAAUCAAAAAUCCAAGAAUAUGAAGUUAUGUAUUAA
Molecule: messenger RNA, 2058 nt
Organism: Dictyostelium discoideum AX4
Lineage: Eukaryota; Evosea; Eumycetozoa; Dictyosteliales; Dictyosteliaceae
Gene: kif11
Product: kinesin family member 11
Exons: 1
Coding region: 1-2058 (685 amino acids)
Biological process (GO): microtubule-based movement
Cellular component (GO): cytoskeleton
Molecular function (GO): microtubule binding; ATP binding; microtubule motor activity
Source: RefSeq, a predicted model, not a curated record